AUUAAUUAUCAUCUUCAAUUUGAUAUUAAUAUUUGCGUAUUGGAAACGGGCCUUAAGCUUUUUUUUCCACCAUUUCCGGUUGUGUGUUUUAUGGACGCUUCGUGUUUGCUCGGAAUCGUUUGUCGUUUGUCGUUCGAGGAAUUUGUGCCGCGUUUACAGGAAAAUAAGUAAUUAUUGCUGUAAUACACCUUUCGUGGUUGUUUGAAAGAAAGUGUACAGUGUGACAAAGGAAUGAGGAAUUACUCGAAAUUGUAUGCAAAGAUAUCUUGGCAGUUGUGUAAAUAGCGCGUAGUGGUGCCUGCGCGUUCGUUAUGCGCAUUCGUGGACAGAUGAGCGCGGGAUUGUGGCACCCAGACGCGAGGGGAUUGUAGUACAGCUACUUACGCGGAGAGACGUGUUUAAUGGAGUUCUUUAUGUAGUGACGGGCAACGCAAAAGAAACGUUCUUCGCGCAUAGAUCGUUGAAGUACGCGGAAUCAGUGUUUGGUCCCGGAGGGACCACAAAAUGGACGGUGUCAAUGUGAAUGGCGGGAACGCCAAUGAGGCGCGCGCGGAUCCUAACCUAGAAGCUGAAAGUAUGCCGGAUUUACACGAAAUGCAAAUUAAGAUCGAACCAACCAUCAAAGUCGAGAGUCAAGAGGUGAAUGGUGAUAUUAUGGGUUCAGCAAGGAAAGGUAUGAUACCGCAUAUUAGAGAGGAGUUAUCUAAGUUCAAGGCCGAUUCAACUAGUACCACUGAAAGUGAUGAUACAAUAUUCAAUACAAAAGGUCGCAAGCGGAAGCACUCGGACACUGACGAUGUUAGCUCAGAGGAAUCCGUCGAAUUCAAUGGAUUUGAUAUUCAAGGAACUAAUGAGCUACAACCUGGCAGUCACAUCUUGAAAAAAUUAAUUGGUAUUGCUGAAGCUGAAGUAGCAGAAGCUCAAUUGGCAAAACGCUUUAGAUAUAGUACAAAGAAGAAUUUUGAUGGCAGAAAAGAUGAUGAACAAGAUUCAGAUGAUAGUAGGAUGCAUAGUUAUGAAUCAGAACAUGGGUUUGACUUAGACAAGAUAAAAAAGGAAAAAGAAUCUGAUAAAUCUGAAACAGAUUCGGUUGGAAUACCAAAUACUAUGGAGACUGAAUUAGAACAUAAAACAGAUGGAACUUCAUUUAAAUCAACAAAUUCAUCAUCAACUACUAGUAGUCCCGCAAUAUCUUUAAAGUCUAAAGGUAGUCGUUUGUCACGUGGGAUCAGUCCAGGAAAUACUACUACAAAACAGAAAGCUAUUGUUGAUGUAACAAAUCCUGUAUUCAAAGAACCUUUUAAAUAUGGUUGGAAACGAGAAUUAGUGUUCAGAGCCAGUAGUGAUCCUAACCUAAAGAGAAUGGCUGAUAUAUAUUAUUAUACUCCAAAAGGAAAGAAAGUUAGAAGUUUUAGAGAAGUUGCAGAGUUUCUUAAUACAAAAGAGUUGACUAUCGAUAAUUUCACAUUCUUCAAAGAGCCUAUUGGUCUGGAAGAUCCUACCAAAGAAAUAAUUCGGGAUGCAAAGAGGAUAAGAGGAUAUGGAUCAGGUGCUGCAGCAAGGAGAGCACAUAAAAAAACAGUGAAGAGAGUUGUAGAAGAACCAUCAAUGCCUGCACCAGUGCCUACAAAAGCUGCUACUAAAUCACCAAAAGCUGCAGCAACUGGAUUUAAAGUGAAAGUGCCUGCAAAGAAAACUCCACAAAUAACAGAAAUGAAAUCGCAGUCUGAAGAAAGUGACAUGCUUCCACCACAACGGACUACAAGUACAAGAAGGAGUCAACCACUAGUUGAGAAACCACCACCUCCAAAACCUAAAAGGCAGUUGACGCCCAAAGUUCAAGAACCAUGCAGUAUAAGAUGUUCAACAAGUAUGGGGUUGAUACCAAGCUUACAAUGUCGCGUGUGUCUCUGUUUAUAUCAUCCUGAAUGUGUUGAUGGUAUGGAAUUUGCAGGAAGUGACAAUUAUAUUUGCAAGAACUGUCGGCAGGACACUAAUGAAUCUCAACAAUCUCAAACAAAUCCAUCUCUAACACCUCCUCCAUUGAUACCGAUCAGUAUGUUAGGUACACAAAGUGCAAAAUCAAAACAUCAAGUAAAUUUAACACCACCAAAACUUCAGAGAAUUCCAAAAUCUGACAGUGCGGAUUCACAAUCGCGAAAUAGUACUAAAGUUAUGAAAUCCUCCUCGACAACACCAUACUUUUCUGCAAAUUUAGAUAAGAAAGAGAGUAAUUGGUUUUCCCAGACAGAAAAUGAAUUUUUGCAAAGUCAUGACGGGACUAUACCGAAACCAGCUCAAAAUAUUGCUUUGAUGGGAGGUAAAAGGUAUAUCGUUGUACCAAAAAAUAAUGCCAUGGCGGUUCAACCAGCUAUUACAGUAAAACCUGACAAAAUUGGUGAUAAACCUCCUGUACUUCAGGAUGGUUCACUUACUGAUAUAUCGAAUACCGUUGAAAGUUCGAUGCUCACAAAGUCACAUGCUUCCUUAACAACAAAGUCUUUAAGAAAAGAUGUUUUUGAUAAAUCACCUGAUAAAGAUGCAUUGAAAGAUGCGUCAAAUAUAGAAUCUACGCUAUGUUCUGAAAUGGAUGUAACAGAAGAAACAUGUAAUAAUAGUAAUAGAACAGAUACGUUGGCUAUAAAUAAAUCUCAGAAUGAUUUGUCUAAUAUGACAGAUCUUGCAUUAGAAAUCAAGAAAUCAUUAAAUUAUAAAUCACCCGAAAGGAAAACGAAUAUAGCUAAUAAAAGUGAUCUUCCAAAAGCAGAUUCACAUCAGUCUGUUAUAAGUAAUUUGGGUUCAAUUAAAACAAGUAUCAAAAGAAAACAAAAUCAGCAGGAACUUGAACAUCAACAACAACAUUUUAUGGAUUCUGUCUGUGCUGGUUAUCAUGCGUUACUGCGUAUCUUUCAAUAUCUUAAGGUUCAAGAGUUGCUACGUGCUGCAAGAGUUUGUAAAAUGUGGCGAGACUUGGCUGCACACCCUUCCCUGUGGAAGACUGUCCGAAUGAAAAACAGUCAAGUAACAGAUUGGGAUGGCUUAGCAGACACCUUACAGAGGCGAGGUACUCAACAUUUAGAUCUCCGGAAAAUGCUUGUGGCAGGCGAAUCUGAUAGCAUUUGGAAAAAGUUCUUAUCGGUGAUACCUCGCGUAACUAGCUUGGUCAAGUUAGAAUUGUGUAGAUGUCCUGUAAUGGUUGUUGAAGAAGUUAUUAAAAGCUGCCCCCAACUAGAAGUACUAAGUGCAAUGUCGAUAAAAUGUGAUUCCUUAAAUUUGGAAUCGGUUGGAAAUCUUAAACGUUGUCAAGAAUUAAGGCUUAAAGCAAUAAGUGGAAUGUCACUACAAGAAGAUCUCACACCUUUACAAGAAUUGACACAAUUAACGCAAUUGAGUUUAACAUCGGUUAAAGAAUUAGGAAAGAAGAAAAUCGAUAUUAUACAAGCUUUAGUAAAUUUGGAAGCAUUAGAAUUGGGCGAAUGUUCAGAUUUUCCUGACAAAUUUGGAACGACCGUUUUAAUAAAAUUACAAAAAUUAGAACGUCUUAGGCUCGAAAAAGGACAAGGUUCAUGUUGCACAUUCAAUAUUUUGGAGGGUGUAUCCAAACUGCAAAAUUUAAAUCAAAUGGAGUUAGUCAAUUUUGACGUGAAAAAUGGUUUUGAUAAGUGUCUGGCCAACUGUAAAAAUAUCAAAAGGUUAUUAAUAAUACCCACUUACAUAUCUCAAUCGGCGACAUCCAAUAACAUGGUGCUUGGUGGUGUGACUGAAUUGUCAAAUAAUUUGACACAUUUUGUGUGGGGCGUUACACUCGAGUUACUCAGGGUAACAGAAUUAUUUGUUGACCAGUGUAAUCUAAUGAGUAAACAAGUUACCGGUGACUCGAUACCAGUUUUGAAACCAGUGCCCUGUUUGAAAUUAAUUGAAGAUGUUGAAGAUGAAAAUGACAAUCAAAAAGGUGACGAUAAACAACAACCAAAUUUAACAAAUCCACAAGUAGAUAUAUUACCAUUGCCUCAACUUCAAAAACUUUUAUUAACCGCAUUGCCUAAAACGAGAGUUAAAAUCUUGAAGAUUCCUUUCCACGCUACGUGGCGACAAAGCAUUUCAGAUACUGCUACGCAAUAGAAGAAAAUGGAAUACAGUGUUUAAAAGGAAGAAAAAAAAAAGAAACCUGAUACAAGGAGAAUUAGAAAUUUUGUAAAUUUGACUCCAUAGUGUCUGCACAAUUUAUUCCAAUACUUGUGAAUUGGAUGAAAUGUAAUUUAAUAUUUAUGUACUAUGUGUUUUGUAGUUUCGAACAGUUCCCCUUAAAUAUUGUUACACUUUAUGGUAAUCACAAAUACCGUUCUUUCCUUAAUUGUCGUUAACGAGAAGACGGUAUUUUGAUGAUAAAAACAGGGGACCAUAAAUGCCACAGUUGUGUGCUAGUUUGUCUGGAAAGCAGAAAUCUAAUGAGGCUGGUAUCCUUGUGUAAAUCAUUCAAACAAAGAAAGUCUUAGCAUUUGUAGACUGCAAUAUUUUUAAUGUGUGCCCGUAAAUUAUUUGGUUAUAUUGUACUUGCGUAUUUACAUGAACAGAGAUUUUUCAACUAUGAAAAAAGCAAAAAUGAAUGUAAAUGUUUAAGGUAAUUAUUACAUAAAAUUAAGAUUUACAAACACAUCGCGCACAUUUAUUAAAAGGGGAUGAAGCAUACAAUUUUCGAUUUUUAUGAAUAUCGAACUUUUACAUUUAAUAUUGAGUCAAGACGAGUACUUUUAUUUCACGAUACAUAAUGAAUUUCUAUUGAGGUAGCAGUUGAUAAAAAAGGAAAAGAAACGAGAUCAUGGUGUAUAAGGCUCUAUUUAGUGAUUAGGCUGUAUAAAUAAUGGUUAUACAUUACAUGAAAUACACGUGUAUCUUUAAAUAUUUAAGAUACGAGUUUUCCGCUGCAAAGAAAUCACGGAGAACCUUAUGGGUAAUGUUGUAGAAUGUGUAAUAUAUUUAUAAUUCUAUACGAUAUAAUAUUAUAAAAAUGUAGUAAUUAAUCUGUACUUGGUACAAAUUGCGUAAUUACGAUAAAUUACCUAACCAGGAUCUUCAGUUUUCUAUCAAAUCUUAUCAUUGUUUAUUUUCCUUCCUUCUUUUCUUUUUGUUCUGAUACUUUUUAUAAAUAGGUGCAUUAUUGAUACAGUGUCAAAUUAUUAAGAAUGUGUAGCUAACAGUUGUUAUAUCGGUCGAGUCGGUUCGGUGAAAGUCGGGCAAAUUCGGGCGGAGACCAGGGACGUACGAACACUCGAGUAACUCGACUGUUUUAGGUGACUCAGUUGUAUCGAGCGAUCCCAUUGUUUUGGGUUAAGUCUACAUUUGAAAGCAUUUAGAAUCCUAAAUUUCAAUUUCUAAGUGUUUCUUAAUAUAAUUGGACUACCAAAAACAGUGAAACAAUUCGAAAACUUCUAUGUCUUGGGUACCCACCGGGACUUUCUCGACUCGACCCUAACCCGAAAUGUCGGAUAUCCCUACGAUCCUAUAAAGUUAGAUUUCAUACUGAUUUAUAGAAAUGAAGACCUAUCAAAAAUUUUUAAUUAUGAAAACGGUUACGUACAUAAUUUUAAAAUGAUAUCGAGAAAAUUAGUUUAAGACGUAAUAUUAGGUAAAUGAAAAUUCUUCAAGUGAUAUUAACUGUUAUAUCAAUUUGUUAUUUAAGUACGUCAUGAAUGUCACGCACGCCUUAAUUAGUUGCGUUUUGUAAAAAGUUUUACAAUUAGUUACCUUACUUUGCAGCGCGAAAAUUCUUAUAAUUAUUUUAUUUUAUUUUAUUAUUUUUAGUUGUACACAAAUUAAAUAAUUUAUAAACAUUAA
Megachile rotundata (alfalfa leafcutting bee) is the source of this 5835-nucleotide messenger RNA. RefSeq lists its product as uncharacterized. Gene Ontology annotation, molecular function: protein binding; DNA binding. The record is from RefSeq and is a predicted model, not a curated record. Lineage: Eukaryota; Metazoa; Arthropoda; Insecta; Hymenoptera; Megachilidae.